ACAUAUAUUUUUUUUUAAAUCAGCGAUAGUGUAUUUGUCAUCUGAUCAUUGUGUUUGUUGUUUUUGUGGUUACGUGUUGUUUUGGCUUUGUUUGUAGGGGCGUAUGCAGUAUUUUCGUAAUUGCAUCUGCCCAUCAGGAAAAAUACUGCAAUCAUGGAAACACGGGAAAGCAUAAAUACAGAUGGGAAUGUGCCUAGUGAUGAAGAAUUAUUGGUUGCACCAAACAGUUCUAGGGAAGCAGUUGAAGACACCACGCAAUGGUUCAAGACCAGAUAUGCCCUAGCGCUGAUGGGGUUCCUGGGCUUUGCAAACGUGUACGCGAUGCGCGUCAAUCUCUCGGUGGCCAUCGUGACGAUGGUCAACAACUCUGCUAUUCCUCACGAUAACACCUCCAGCUUCGUGGUGGACACGUGUCCCAUCCCGAUUGCGAACGAAACCAAAGUCGAGCCAGACGGCAGGUUCGUGUGGGACGAGAAGACCCAGGGCCUGAUCCUGGGCUGCUUCUUCUACGGCUACAUCGUGACGCAGGUGCCCGGAGGGCGACUGGCCGACCGCUUCGGAGGCAAGCUGGUGUUUGGCCUGGGUGUGCUGCUGACGGGCGUGUUCACGGUGCUCAGCCCGCUGGCCGCAGAGCUGCACACGGGCUUGUUCGUGGCCAUACGCAUCUUGGAGGGACUCUCCGAGGGCGUGACGUUCCCAGCAAUCUACUCCAUGCUAGCUCACUGGGUGCCGCCCCUCGACAGAGCAAAGUUUGCUGCCUACGUUUACUCAGGCUCUAAUUUUGGCACCAUCGUCUCAAUGCCGGUGUCUGGCUACCUCUGCGACCUGGACUUCUUGGAUGGCUGGCCGCUUUCUUUCUACCUGUUUGGGUCCUUGUCCAUACUGUGGUUCAUCGCCUGGAUAUUUGUGGCGUACGACACGCCCGAAUCUCACCCGCGCAUCUCCUGUGCCGAAAAGAAUUACAUCAUCUCCUCAAUAGGCUCCGUCAGUCACAAGGCACGGCGAAAGGUCCCGUGGAUGUCAAUCCUCACCAGUUUGCCGCUGUGGGCCAUUCUCGUGUCUAAUUGCGGCCAGUCAUGGGCCUUCUACACGCAGCUCAUGGACCUGCCCACCUACCUCAAGAACAUCCUACACUUCGAUGUCAAGCAGAACGGCGUCUUGACGUCGCUGCCUUCGCUCAGCGCCUGGGGCAUGGGCAUAGGCUUCAGCUACCUGGCAAGCUGGCUGCUACAUCACAACUACAUCUCCAUCCUCAACUCCCACAAGCUCUUCAACACUAUUGCAUCGGUGGUGCCCUCGCUGGGGCUGGUGGCGGUGGCGUGGGUCGGCUGCAACCGCGAAGCAGUCACCAUCCUACUGGUGGCGGCGGGGGCCUUCGGGGGUGCCUCUUACGCCGGCAACCAGAUGAACCACAUGGCGCUUAGCCCACACUACGCCGGCACCAUGUACGGCAUCACCAACGCAGCCGGCAACGUAUGUGGCUUCCUGGCGCCGUACGCUAUCGGCGUGCUCAUAGACGGCAAGGACACGCUGGUGCAGUGGCAGAAAGUGUUCUACAUCGCAGGCGCGGUGAACAUCGCGGGCAGCAUUUUCUACCUGGUGUUCGCGUCGGCCACGGAGCAGCCAUGGAGCAUAGCUGCCGCCAAGGAGGACGAGUCUGACGCGGAAGACGACGACGAGGAGCCUCUGUAUCCUUGACAAGUUGCUUGAACAGGCAGUUCAGGUGUUGCAUAUCUGGAGCCAAAACGUCACCUCGCAAGUAAAAUGAACUAAUUAAGGCACUUUGCCUCAUACGUAGAUUUUACGUUGUAAUUCCAAAAAUGGUUGGACAAGAAUUUCUUCAGCAGACAUAAAAUGUUUGCCCACAAUUUUUUUACCUAAUUUCUAUCAUUAGGCACAGUUUAUAUUCUGAUGUAUGUACAUACAUACUGAGUGUGUAUGUUGCUCUUAAUGUUUGCAAAAAUCAGCUGUCUAAUUAUCAUGAUUCUCAUUUGCUUAGAGCUUUGGAAGUAUCUGUGUAAUAUUGACUGCCUCAUGUUUUAAGACAUGUGGGCAGUUUUUUUUACACAGGUACACCAAUACACAUACAUAUAUAUGUGUAUUAGGAAAAACAAUUUUAAUUGUUAAAAUAAUAAUUCUUUAGACUGUACUAAUGACAAUAGUGUGUCCUGUGUUGAGCAUGUCAUAAGUCAUGUAACACAUGCAAGUGAUGUUACCUAUAGAUAGCGCUAUUGGUGUAUUUGUGUUUGUAAUUUUUAAUUUUGUAUUUUUUUUAAAUCAAAAGUAACAUACCAGCUAUCUUUAAAAAUUAUGCAUACAUAUGUUAUUGCAGGAUGUUAUUUUUAUACUCUUUAGCCAUGCAGGAUAAAGGCUUGCUGAAAGCUGUUUCAUCUUUUUUUUUUUUAAUUUACAUCUUGACUCAUUAAAAUUUUUUUCACAUUUCAGUUAGUUGUACCAUGUACGUAACUUGAUUUUAGGUUAUGUUGUCACGUAGCAUCACAAGAUUGCAUCUUGUUCGUGAUGGUUUAAAUAUUACAAAGUGAGUGUAAUGCUCUAAUAGUAUGAUAUGUUUGCUGGAGGAGAAAUCAGGGAAAUGGAGGGGUAAGUUGCAUUUUUAGCUUUUUUUUCUCUCGUAAUAACAUUACCAGAUUUAAUGUUGUGAUCGUGGACUUCUUCAUUCCAAUAUUAUUCUUAGGAGAAAAAGUGUAACUGAAGAAUUUAUGGGUGUGUCACUUUUUGUAAGUGGUCAAUUAUUAUUAUUAUUAGCCAUUUAACACAUGAGUGGCUAAUGGUAAUUUUGAGUGCUUGACUUUGACACAUUUUUCCAUUUUUGAAUAAUAAAGUGUUACAUGGUUUAUGCAUUGCUUCUUGAAUGAAUAUAUUUUUAUUAGUUGAUGCCCAUUAUUUAAAAAAUUUCUUUCCUUUGUUCAAGAAGCUUUCGAAGACGCUGCAGUUGUUUAUGCCAACACUUUGGUGCAGGUUAAAUAUUAUGUUUGCAACAUUUAUGAGUUUAUAUAGUAAAGUAAUUUAUAAAGGUAAAGUUAACUUUUUAUUUAGCAUUAGAUUUACAUAUAUUUAAGUUCCUGCUAGCUAAAACCUAUCUGCCUUGCUGGCAAGGCAGUGUGUAACAAAGAGAACUGUCUGGGUUGUGCGAAUGCUGCUCUUCAUCAAAACAUCAGGUGUAGAACUUUCAUUGAAAUGAAACAAAACUGAGGACAUUUUCUGCUAAGGUUUACCUAUCAAUUAAAAUUGUUUCCACAAUUAACCUCUUUUAUCGCAUAAUUGUCGCACGCAUAUUUUAGGGCGUCAAAAUUUGGAUUUAAAAACCUCUCGCGUAAUCGUUGCAUAGGGUUGCCAACCGUCCCGUAUUGUACGGGAUUUCCCGUAUUCUGUGACUAAAAGAAUUAUCCCGUACGUAGGCAGGACGGGACGUGAUAUUUCCCGUAUCUUGUUUAAAGUUCAAUUCACACACCCGCAUUAAAUUGAAAAAGUAUUUUCCCCGCCUGCGCCGCACCACCUGUUAUAUGUAUUGCGACAUUGCGAGGCUCCUUUUACUCCGCAGUUCACUGGCCACCAAAUAGUUCAUGUUGACGCCGACAGGUGGCAAGUUGUUAAGUUUUUUUGUGAAACAUUGCUUUUUGUGUCUUGCAUGUUGUAUAUUGUGUACUAUAUACCCGAGUUGACAUUUAAUUUAAAGUUGGGUUUGUUUGGUGAAAUGAAAAAUGAGAAAAUAUAUGUUAGGCAUACAUCUAUUAAAAUAUAUUUUUUUAAGUUGCUUGUUAUGGUGUCCCUAGAGGUGGUUCUAAUCUAAGGGGGGCGGGGAAAAGGCUAAGUGGGUUUAGCAAACCUCCCCUUCCCACACUUUUUUCCUGAUCACAUUUUGCAUUGGAGAGAGUUGAAGUUAGUUUACCAAUGUUCAAUCACAUAUGAGAUAUCUGGAAUUUUUAUACUUUGUUAAAAAAAAAUAUCUUUAUGUUUUAAAUUCAUCACUCAAAAAAAUUAUUAGGCCAAUACAAAAAAUUUUUAUAUUUCAACCAGGUGCAUAAUUUAUUUUCAGAUACAAAAACUGCUAAAAUAGCACAAAUUUGCAUCUAGAAAUUCCCAUUUUUCUGGGGGAGGACCCCCGGACCCCCCACUCUAUUAGGUGGAGUUCAGUGUCCCUUAUGCUCAGGUUGAAAUAGUUGGUAACCCUAUCGUUGCAUGAUGUUUUUGGUCCCGCUAUUAGAUUCCAAGCUCUUUGUGUAGGUAUUUUUUCCAUAUAAAACGAUGUAUUUUAAAGUAGAAAUCUAAUAUUUAUUAGGGCAUUACCACUUAUUUAAUUAACGGAAAUACAAAGUUAUCUGAUGUGUAAAUUUUCUUUAAAAGACGUUUUUAAACAUUAUAACAUUUAUCUGUUCUUCUGCAUCACCAAUGUGUACUGCUUAUAAAAAUGUAGCCAGCGCUAGUUGGCAUCAUUCAUGUUUGGUUAUGUUGCUUCCUGUAUAGAGCGCGCACUCGUAGUCGAAUAUCGAUAUCUCGCCGAUUGCAUGCAACACGCACUAUCUGUAGAGUGCUGAGUUAACUACAUCUGAUGGCCCACACUCUUUUGUGGUGAGUGUGUACUAUGACGAUAGUUAUGCAUUCGUUCAGGCUCGCAUUCAGGUCACAGAAUUGGCUUUUCUAUUUAAAGUUGAAGAAAGGUUUUUGUUGCAUGACUUAUUAAUUUAAAUUGUUUGGUGUGCUCUUUUAUACUUUACUUUUUAAAUAAACCUACUUUCCAUGAAUGGGUUUGUUUUUAUGAAUAACUAUACACUAUACCUAACAAUAUUUUUUUUCUUGCAUAAACGUCGCACCUCUACUUUUCAAACUUGAUUUUGGUAUAAAAUGUGCUACGAUUAUCCAAUAAAACACGGUAAUAGAACAUGUAAAAGAAAGUAAUGUAAUUGAACUUGAAUACACAACAUUCAUUAUUAUUACUUAGGUAACCAAAAACUGACAGAGGAUAAAUUAUAAUUAUAAUAUUGUAAUCCACCUUUGUAACCAAACUUUAUUUAAAAAAAGAUGAAAUUUCAAGGAAUUAAAUAAGUGGAAAUAAUUUUAUGAAAUUUUAACGAAUGUUGAAUAUUGAGAGUUGCCUAUAUUAAAGAUAUAAUUUUAUUUAGGUCAUCUUACAUUAGUGAUAUGCAUUUGUUUUAUUUCUCCCUUACAUGCAAAUUGUCUUACAUUUGAAAUCUUACUAUAAUUAAAACAGUCUUAUAUUUGAAGUUGUUUUCUUUAUUUUGAGAGCAUCUAAUAUUUUAAGCUAGGCAUUCUAAAUUCAAGUUUAUCUUAUAUUAGAAGUCAUCCUAUAUCAGGUUGUAUACAGUUAAUGAAAGUCACGAAAAGGUAACGAAACUUUAUUGGUCAAUAAAGUCACAAAGAGUCCUGAAUUAACAGUAAUGGUGCUGCAAGUGAGGAAAUGAUUUUCCCAAUAGCUUUUGCAUGUUGUUUUUUGAUGCCUCACUUCAGUUUAUAGUCACAGUAUAUCCAUAUAGUUAGAGCCUGUUCACUUAGAUCAUGUAAAAAUUAUCUUGGAAAAUGUUUUUGCUUUUUAACUUCAAAAUUAUUAUGUUCUUAUUUAUGUUUAAUCUUGCUUAUAAUAUUAAUAGGACCCUGUGUUAUACGAGUGAAUGAUGGAAAAUUAUUAAAAUGUCUUUAAAUAUUUAAAAUUUGGUUCAUCAAAUAUGUUUAGACACAUUUAUCUGACUUGGUGAAUGCAAUUUAAAACAUUUAAGAAUUGAUAGUUUACUAAAGAUUCUAGUUAGGUUAUAGUAAAGUAUAGAUAACUCCCAACCAAAUUAAAUGUUUAUUAAGCACUUGAUUAUUGAUUUAACUUGAAACUUUUUUGUCGCGAACUUUCGUUACAAAAACUUACUUUCAAAAUUGAAAUUAAUAUUUCAAAUUUUCUACAUUGAUACCAUUUGCACAACCCUAGUAACUGUUGGAUCUGUUUUUUAAGUGAAAUUAUAUUAUUUUGUAGAACAAUGUACAGUAGAACCUUGUUAUAACAAUUUUGUAAGAGUUGGUAUAAAUUUUACAUUAAAGACAACUAUUUAAAAAGAGUUGCAUUUCAAAACAUUUAUUUUGAUUUGUCAGAUAAUUUUUUUAGACAAUUUCCAAUAUACUUGUCUGAAACAAUUGAGAUAGUGUCAAACAUUUCAUUGCAUUAUCGAGUAGUGUUUGAAGACAAAUUUCCUGUUUGAGAAUGUGUUUCAAAUUCAUCUUGCAUGAGAUUAAAGUCUUUUUCACAAACCAGUUCUCGCCCCGUUUCUCAUUUAAAAUUUUUAAUUUUUUUUUGAUGUGAAACACUAUGGAAAAAUAUUAAUAAUUUCUUUUUUAAUUUCUGAAUUGACUAUUUAAAAGUGUUACAUUUUUAAAGUGUAAAUGAAACUUAAAAAACAGGAAAUGUAUAUUCUUGGAGGAACUGUUACGGUUGCGAAAUCACAGUGUUUAAAGGAAGAAUUGUUUUAUGGCAGGGUUCACCUGUAGUAAAAUUAUUAUAUAAGUAGAAACCAAAGUUAUAAAGAGACUUGAAGUAAAUGCUGUGCCUACCACACAAUUUGUUCGUGAAUACAAAUUUUUUCUGUUCCUAACACAUUAUUUUAGCCUUUAAUUUGCUGUUGAUGUUUCUUGUAUGCUACUGUCAUGGAUUGAUACAUUUAAUGAAGUAAAUUUUUAAAUCCAUGUUAAAAUAGUUAAAAUAAUUUUGUAUGACCAGGUGUCAAUAAUGUAACUAUGUUCAAGCUUUUAUAAUUUUUUUUUUUAUUCAAUUGACUAUCAGACUUGUAUUUAAAUGAUAAUGACAUGCAUGUUGCUUUCAGCAUUUGACUUCUGUUUUAAGUUUUUUACAUUUAUAGUGGUUAAACAAUUUUUUGUGCAGAAAAUUAACCAAUACACACCCAAUUUGGCAAUACAACUUGGAUCAACAACAUCUGGGAUGGUGGUCUCAGUCUACAUAGAGGUACUGCUACCGGUGUCUAGGGAGUGAGAGAAUAUGUAGUUGUUAAAAUGGUGAUGCUGAUGUGUUCGAUAGUGCAGUCAGAUGGAUGUGUUGUAUCAGAUCAGCAGAAAGCAUGUGUAAAGUGGCACAAUGUGGUAGGAAACGUACUCGUCUGUAUUUUGUUGUGUAAUGGACAGCUUAUUGUUAUUGCCUGUGGUAGGCUUCCAUUUAAUUAAAGUCUUUUAUGAUGUGAUAUAUACAAUAUAUUUAAUGAAGGGAUGUUUUAUAUUGGUUUUCUGUAUGUUUGUUGUUAGUUAAGUUUGUGUUUAAAAAUAUUUAAUUAUGUGUACAACAUACUCAGUCAUAAUCAUUACUUUUAGCUUUAUAUUAAAAGUUUUUACUCUUAUUCACUUUUUGUAGGAAGGAUAAAAGUAUCUCUGUCAUGGUCUGCUACUUGAAGCUGUGAGAUGCAGUAUCUUGUAGGAUAAGGAACUCUGAAGCAAGACAAUGUCAUAGUAUUUACCUUAGCUCUGGUAAGGGUUAUUUCUAUUACAGGUUAGGAAGAAAACAGUAUUUUUUAUGGGCGAGUUUCACAGGGAUAUUUUCAGCCGCUAGGUGCAUGGUUGAUAUGUCACUGUGAUAUGUUUGCUGUUUGUAAAUGAGAGAACUAUAAAUAUUGAUUAAUUGCCACUCCAGGGAAAACGGUUAUAUCCUAUGGUCUAUAAACUAUCUGUUUUUAUUUUAUGCAUGUGGGAUUUAAAUAAUCAACAAAUUAACAAUUGCUGUAGUCUCCAUACUUGAGAGUUAACUAACUGUGACUAAUUGUGUGACAAAUUAGGGCCCUAAAUAAUUUUGAGAUUGGGGUAUAAAUUUACGGAGUUUAUGUUACAUUAGUUUGAAUUCACACUUUGUAGAAACCAAAACCUAAAUCAUUAAGUAACCGUUUUGCACACACCUUGAAACGUUAACGCUUGAUUUCAAACUUAUUUGAAAAAUGCAUCAUAAUGUAAUUUAGUUAUUUAUUACUGAUAAUAAUGUACAUUAAAAAUACGUGCCCCUAAUUUAAUUGAAUAUUGGGGGUAACUGUAGAAUAGUUUUUCCAUCCUCAGUAUUGUUACAACCCCGUAAGAAGCAACAGUAAACAUGCAGAAGUUUCACAAGUCCUUUUGCUUACAGCAAAAGAAAAUAAAUUAUGGAUGUCACUGAGAAAGAACAUCAUUGCUAUCUGGUAGAGAAACAUUUUAGUGGUUAAGUUAUAACAUUGAUCUUCGCACCCUACAGUAUAAUUAACCCUAGCUUUGGCCUAGGGUCCUAGGGUAAUUAAACACGUGUAUGUAUCUGAAAUAGGAGCUUGCAUAAUGUGGAACAGUUUGGUGUGUAACAUCUCAUCUCUCGGUAUACAGCAUUUGUGGGAGAAAUUUCAUGAAUGCGACGAAACUCAUGGAAUGGAAAUGUGUAACAACCACGGUGCUCCUAUGUGGAAUCAAAGCUCACAAAGCCAAAGGUAAACUUUAUAGUAUUAACUGUUUAACGAAUUUUAACAAAAUAGGCAAUAUUUUAAUAAAAUUCCUUCUCAAAAAUCACGUUCAACGCUGUGUUUUAGUAUUUUUUCAAGUCCUUUUUUGCUUUCAUUGGAGCCGUGUUAUUAUGUACGUAGUUUAAUAUUUUGCUUUGCACAUCAAAUGAUUCCAUAGUUGACGUAGCUGUGCCAGCAACGAAUUCUAGCGACGGAUGUGGAAACUACUUGUAAUUCUUGUCCGCGCACCCAAGCUCACAAAGACAAAAGAAAAUUUUAUAGUAUUAACUGUUUAAUGAAUUUUAACAAAAUAAGCAAUAUUUGAAUAAACUUCCUUGUCGAAAAUCAGGUCCAAAGCCUGGGUUUAGAAUUUUUUCCAGUAUUUUUAUCUGAGCUGUUUCAUUAUAUAGUUUAAAAUUUCAGUCUGCUUAUCAAAUGAGUCAAUAGUAGAUGUAGCUGCUCUGGCAGUGAAUUCUAGUAGCGGGUGCGGAAACUGCAUGUGAUUGAUUCACUUUCACAAAUGUAGUUGAAAACACAGUUUGGGUAUAUUUAUAAAACUCUGCAUUAUUUAAAGUAGUUCUAUGUUAAAUUGUGUGUCUGAGUUUUGUAUUAUAAGUAUAUUUGCAACACGAGAACACAUGGAUUUGUUCAUUACUGAGUUUAGAUGUUACACAUCUUGGGUGAGUAUUGAAAGACUUUCUUUUUCUUUUUUUAAUUAAAAAUACUUGCAACUUUGUCUUAGCAAUUUUUUUGUAUAAACUUUACAUAAAUACAAAUUGCUUGUAAUAGUUUUAAAUUAAAAGUACAGUAAUGAAAACAUGUAUAUAAAGGAAUUGAAAUACUAUACAUAUAUAUAUAUAUAUAUAUAUAUAUAUAUAUAUAUAUAUAUAUACACAUAUACAUAUACAGUAAACUCCCGGUAUAUCGCGCCCCGAUUGAUCGCGGAAUCGGGUAUAUCGCGGGUCAAACCAUGUCCCCCAGUCAGAAAUGAAUAAUAAUAAUGGAAUAAAUGGUUGACAGCCGAUUAGGAUAAUUUUGCGUUGUAACUAACAAACUAAGCAUCGGGCAGAAAAAAGCCUAGGCGUAGAAAAUGUCCGCAGUAAAAUUCUAAACAAGAUAUCUCCGUACAUUAUUCCUCUAUCUUGUAGGGUUUUCAAAUUAUGGUCCAAUCCAGCCCAGUGAUAUUUUCUGAAACACUAGUUCUUAACGUCGCUUUAUCUCACAAAUGAAGCAUCGGACAGGGGACCUGAUAAAGCCCACCUUCCAGCGACAUUGUCCAGCGUGACUCGGCUGGGGAUUGAUGUUGGAUAGGCUUGGUUGUCGGCAAGCGCUGGGUAGGGAGAGGCGAGCCGAGAAUAUGGAGAGAGGUAGAGAUUAGAGCGGGCAGAAACUUGUCGAGGGGGAGUGGGGGAGGGAAUGUGUUCACGCAGCACACAGGCAGAGCAUGAGUCACUUGACUGAGCAGCGUCCCUGCGUACAAGGCAAAAUCAGGUAGUCCGGUGUUUAAAAUUCCACUCCAGAAUCUUAAUUGGUACUUUACUGGACAUCUGUAUAUAAAUGUUUUGUUACAACUUAAACCUACAGACGUAAUAUUAUUGGGUAAUUCAUUGUAUUAUACAAGUUCAUCUUUUUACUUUGGUAUAAUGUUUUAACAUUAAAUAGUAAAGUAAAUCGGCUAGCGUAUUUUUAAUCUUUGCCCAGGAAUUCCCAGUGGUCCAAUAUUUACUUGAACCAUACUGUACCACUUUUGCCGUGAGGUAGUAAACAAGUCCCGGAAAUGUUUAUGUGUAGCGGUCUCCCGACCUUUAAACAGAGGCUGGGGAAUAUAACACUUGCCGAUCCGAGCCACACACACUCAGCAACUCGACACAGCUUUUGGUGAAAUAAGUAAAGACAAAGUUUAACACGGUUUUUAAUACGGUGUCACUGAUUGCGCUAAAAUUAAAUUGGCGCAAUUUUUGUUUCCCACAUGUGACCAUUUAUAAUUUACUGUAAGCAUGGGUAAUAAAGUUUAACCACUUGACACGAAAGACGAUUCUUUAUUUUUUAUUGUACGAAUGCUAGAAUCGUUUUUUUCCUGUAUCUGCGGCCUGCUUCUACAAAAGACAAGCUAUCUGUAAGUAAAUCUAGAAUUUUUAUUUUGUCAAUCAAACUCGGUACUUUGCGAUUCAUAUUCGGUUUGAAGUAUCACUACGGCCUUUCUUUUUAGAAGACUUUGACCACAGAAUCGUGUGUAACCGCACACACUGCGCUUACUUUGUUACGGACACUGACGAAGCAGAUACUGUGGCUAACACCACGAGACUGGCAGCAGCAGCUUGUGUGCCGCACAUGUGUAUGGCGGCGUGUGGCGCGCUCGUAGGCCGUGCGACAAACUGUGCGCGGCACGCGGAAAAAUAAAAACAAUUCAACAUUUAAUAUUUAUCUUUAAAAUUUAUUAUUUUUAUUUUUUCACCCGUGUUUAGUGGAAACUGCGGAUGCAAAGUCCGCACAAAGGCGGGCCGUCUAUACUGUGCGUGCUUGCCGACCUAUUAGAACACAGGCGGUGUUUUAUGCCUUUUGACCUUGGUCACAUCGAAACAUCGCGGUUAUGCAACAACGCGGGUAAAAGUUAUGUCCCCCGACAACCGCGUUAAAUAGGGAGUGUACUGUAUAUAUAUAUAUACACAUAUACAUAUACACAUCACUUAUCAAGAGAUGAAAAAAAAAUUGUUUUUUAUUUAGUAAACUUCAUAAACAAUUUUGGUCACCAAUGAUUGCCGUGUAUUGAAAGUUGGGACUGUUUAUUUACAAAUAGGUAAAUAGUUGCACAUUUAUAAGAAUACAGUGUAGGUCGAUAUAUGUGGUUAAUACAAACAUCCCAGAAUGAUGUAAAGAAACAAUUUGAAGUUUCAAUACUAAUGCCAUUUCUUUAGUUCAUUGUAGGUUCAGGAAACAAAUCUUGGAAAUAUUCCAAAUUGAUGGUAGUAUGUCUCUUUGUAGGUAAUAAUCUACACUUUUAAUUUAUUCUUCUGUCUUAAAUCCUUUUCAUUGUGAUACGGAGGAAAAUAUUUUUUUGAGCCACAGAUGUAGCAGAUGGAAGCUAUCAUAAAUAAUAUGUAUUUUACAAGCCCUAAAAAAAGUAUAAAAUUGUGUACAAGUUUUUACUUUAUUUGAAUUUGAUUUUAAAAUUAUAUAAAAACUGUGAUUAAUUUUGUAAUAGUUUAGUUAAUACAAACCUUGUUAAUGCAAAGUGACAAAAUUAAUGGUCCCUUCAUGUUCGUGUUAUUGAGGUUCGACUCUUACAAAGGCCUACCUUCCAUAUAUAUUCUAGAUCACAGACUUCCAUGGUUUCCUGGUCGAGACCUCGUCCUUUUAGAUAAUGUGCCCGCUGCGUGGUCAUGUCUUGUAGCAGUUGUCAAGGCUAUUACUGAGGCCUGGUGUUCUGUGCAGUAUUUACUUAGUAGUAGAUCCAGCUCAGCUGGGAUUGGUAGAGACAAGAUUUGAUGGUUUUAUUUUUGAAGUGAAACUUCUUUGGGUGCGAUGGGAGUAAAUAAUGCAACGUUGUCGUGAAAUGAUUUCCAAUGCUAAAAGGUUGCAGACGGUGCUGAGAACUCGUGUGUGCAGCUCAGGUUGAACCCUGCCAUGCUGCAGGGAUAGGCAGGUCGUGGCGGUAGGGACCCGCCUACGCCUGACGCCAGCCGACUUGCUGGCAUCUAGUAAGGGAGUGUUUACAGAGGGCAACACAAUGGGGUUUGAGUUUAUUUUUGGAGUAAUAAUUUUGUUAAUUAAUCUUUAUUUAGAAAAUUGUCCUUUUCCUCUCUCUCUCUCUCUCUCUGCCGUUGUACCCCUUAAGGAUUACUUACCUGCCGAGGUUUGAAUUGCCAAAGAAGUUUCACUUCUAUCACAUGUACUGAGUUACAUGUGCUCUUUUGCUGUGAGUUCUGUUUAAUCAUAAUGAUAGCAUCUUAUUGAACACUUAUGACACUCAUAACAAUAAAAAUAAAUUUGCAAUACCAACAUCGUAAUGUAUAAAUGAGUUGGCUAGAACAGUUUUAAAUUUUUCCAAUCUAUUUAGUUCAUACAUUUUUUGUAAAACAUUCAUGCUGAAUAAAAUUACAUUAAUUUAAUUUAAUAUAUAAAUAUUAAAUUUUUGUGAUUUAAGUUUUGACUAAAAAUGCUAAUUGACAUGCUUUUCUGAAUUAUUGCUGUUCAGUCUAUAAUCUUAUUCCUAGUGAUCGGUUAUUGAGGUCAGCCAUGAUUCCCAGAAUCCAGACCAUCCUAAAGGGCAUGGUCUUAACCCUUAAGUUUCAUAUAGAGGUUAGAACCUCAAAGCACAUCCGUCAUUUGUACUUGGCCAUUUCAAAACCCAGCCUCAUUUCUAAUAUGUUUUGUUUUUGUGCAAAUACAUUGUUUUAUGUUUGACCGACACUGUAUUCGGACAUUCAGUAUUAAUAUGUCUGCUAAGUAUCAUCCAUAGAAGAACUAUCUGUGAUCUAAUGUUAUGUUAUUGCCGCAAGGCUGAACAUUCUCAUGCAUUUAUUGUCACAUCUGUGUGAAACGGUGAUUCUGCAUGUGCAGUUUGUUGGUACAUUAAAUUAUAUACCUACUA
This is a messenger RNA of Bacillus rossius redtenbacheri, 13065 nucleotides long. Its product is annotated as sialin-like. Lineage: Eukaryota; Metazoa; Arthropoda; Insecta; Phasmatodea; Bacillidae. The record is from RefSeq and is a predicted model, not a curated record. Gene Ontology annotation, molecular function: transmembrane transporter activity. Gene Ontology annotation, cellular component: plasma membrane. Gene Ontology annotation, biological process: transmembrane transport; monoatomic anion transport. Bases 154 to 1698 code for a protein of 514 amino acids. The transcript has 10 exons.